CGAAUCGAGACAUCGGAGCAACGGAAACGUGUAAUGGAAACGCGGGGACGCAGCUGUCACAACACGAAAUAUCUGUGGAGAUUUUGACACUUCGGUAUAUCAAAGUGAAUGUUCUUUCACGUUUAGAAAAAUGACAGAAAAUACGAGCAAUCCAUACAACAUAAACGGGCAGCAUUUCAACCCCGACAUGUAUCUGGAAAAAAUGCUCAAGGAAUGCACACUGAAACAGAUCAUGGACAAUGAAGCUGAAAUAAUUCGCGAUACCCAGACGCUUCAUUCUGACAUGCAGACUUUGGUAUAUGAAAAUUACAACAAAUUCAUUUCUGCUACCGAUACCAUAAGAAAGAUGAAGAAUGAUUUCAAGAAAAUGGAGGAUAGCAUGGAAUCGCUGUCCAGCAACAUGGACAGCAUCACGUCAUUUUCAGAACAGAUAUCUUCAACUUUGCAAGGCACAAGGCAACAGAUAACGAGACUAUCGUCCGUGCACACUCUUCUCAAGAAGCUACAAUUUCUAUUUAAGCUGCCAGCUAAAUUGAAAGAUAAGAUGAACAAUGGAAACUACUCCCAGGCCGUCCAAGACUACAUUCAUGCUCAACGUGUCCUGAACCAGUAUGGAAACAUGCCUUCUUUUCAAGGUAUACAAAAGGACUGUGAAGAAAUAGUCGAGGAGCUCAAAGUUAAACUGAGAACUCAGUUCCAGAGCAGAGAUGCGACCACAAAGUCUCUGGCUGAGAGUGUCGAUCUUUUGCUCCAGCUCAAAGAGCCACCCGAAUCAUUGUGCGCGGAAUUCUUAAGUAAUGCCGAAAAUAGGUUGACCGAACAGUUGAAACAACUCAAGGACAUGUGCGAAAAUGACGUUAUAGAAUUCGUGGAUAUGGGAAGUUCGGGUUUUAUGAGCGACCUUUGCCUCAUUGUCGCUUCCUAUAAAGACAUGUUUGUCAACAGAAUACCCCUGGACGACACAGAGUUCAGUGACGACUUUGACUCUAAAGCCAUUGUGAAAUUAGACACUUUUGUUCUGAAUAACAUGAAGAACUACUUUGAUCUCAUUGGUAAAAGAGUUGAGGAUGUUGGGGAUACUGCAAUCUUAGUUCGCGCGCUAGACAGGUUUUACAGACGCUUACACGCAGUCAAUACUCUCUGCAAUGAGACCGAUUUUUCCACGACUGCAACAGAAAUUGUCAUAAAUGCUGGAAGAAAGCAGUGCAGAAGCCAUUUACACUCUUUGAAGCAGCAUCUGACUGAGGCUUUGGCUAAAGUAAGGCAAACGCUGGCUGCUAAAGUUAGUCAAGAUGGUGAUACAGGUCUUGCAGAGUUACAGGCCUCUCUGGUCAUGCCUACGAUAGAAAAAGUGAAAGGAGUCCUGCAGGAUUUAUUGGUAUUCCUGCAGCCUGAAUUAAUGUUCAGUGGAAAAUCUCAUUUCCUCCAAUGCUUUUGCGUUGACGAAGUUAGAGAGGGAUUAGUGAUUGGAUUUUUACAUCAUCUAACUGCCACAGCUAGCGGAUUCUGUUCCGGAUCUGACGUGCCUAAAUUUCCCCCCACAUUACUAUUAUUGCUGAGCAAAAUGUGCAUCGAAUUUAAAGAAUCUAGCGUACAUUAUCUGUUAACCACAACAGACGAUCUCUUCAACAUUCAAAGGCAUGCAUCUUUGGCAAAUUUUGUAACGUCAGAAAGUGAAAUCUGUAACAACUUUCAAACAGCAGCUCAAAAUUUACUAAAUCAUUACGUGCGACUUCAGGGAUUAUCUGUUUCACAAAUGUUGAGAAAGUCAGUGGAGACACGAGAUUGGCUACAUACCAUUGAACCCAGAACUGUCAGGGCUGUGAUGAAGAGAGUAGUCGAGGACGUGACGGCAAUUGAGCUGCAAGUUUCCGCCUUGUAUGAUGAUUCAGACGGCCAAAUUGAUAGGAGCAGCGAUAGUAGCAGAAGGACGCAUAGCGUCAGUGUAUCAAGGCAUCAAUAUCGAUCAAAUUGGUCCUCCUACACGCCAAGUCAUCUAGAUUCAUCUCUGGUGACAAACAUUCACAAAUUGUUUUCAGAACGUAUAGAGAUAUUCUCUUCGGUUCAGUUCAACAAAGCUUCGAUUCUGACUGGAAUUAUAAAGAUCAGCUUAAAGACAUUUUUGGAAUGCGUCAGAUUGCGCACGUUCAGCAAGUACGGCCUACAACAAAUACAAGUAGAUACCCACUAUCUCCAGCUUUACUUGUGGCGGUUCGUUUCCGACGAAAACCUUGUACAUUUUCUUCUUGAUGAAAUAUUGGGAAGCGCGGUUCACAGAUGUUUAGAGCCUGUGUUGAUGGAGCCCAGUGUCGUAGACAUUAUUUGCGAACGGGGUUGAAGGACUUCCUAAUUCCGAUAACAAUAUACCUACGUGUAGUUAUACUGUUAUUUAUAUGUAGCGCAUACAAAGUGAGAAGUUAUACAAUUAUUAAUCUAUACAGAGCAACUAUAACAUUACAUAUGCAAAUAACUACAGUGUAUACAUUAUCGUGGACACUGAUUACGCUAAUGUUUGUAAAGUCGGUGAAAUUAUAUUACAGAUAUGUACAUAUAAUAA
Molecule: messenger RNA, 2557 nt
Organism: Neodiprion virginianus
Lineage: Eukaryota; Metazoa; Arthropoda; Insecta; Hymenoptera; Diprionidae
Gene: Vps51
Product: vacuolar protein sorting-associated protein 51 homolog
Exons: 10
Coding region: 131-2338 (735 amino acids)
Biological process (GO): retrograde transport, endosome to Golgi; lysosomal transport; endocytic recycling
Cellular component (GO): EARP complex; membrane; GARP complex
Source: RefSeq, a predicted model, not a curated record